Messenger RNA from Scophthalmus maximus (turbot), 4259 nucleotides. RefSeq names its product membrane-associated ring finger (C3HC4) 1 (gene march1). Gene Ontology annotation, biological process: protein polyubiquitination; immune response; antigen processing and presentation of peptide antigen via MHC class II. NCBI's taxonomy places the organism in Eukaryota, Metazoa, Chordata, Actinopteri, Pleuronectiformes, Scophthalmidae. Gene Ontology annotation, cellular component: cytoplasm; lysosome; late endosome membrane. Gene Ontology annotation, molecular function: ubiquitin protein ligase activity; zinc ion binding; MHC protein binding. The record is from RefSeq and is a predicted model, not a curated record. The coding region runs from base 1239 to 2918 and encodes 559 amino acids. The transcript is spliced from 13 exons.
GGCCCCAGGAAGAGAUAAACCGCCCGAUGACUUUAUGACCCGCUCCCUCCCUCCGAGAGGAACUGCUCCGCGCGCCCGGAGGGACAACUCCUUUACACUUGGCACUGCGGCUCCAUGUCAUGUUAAUGGAGCUGGUGUAUUUGCAUGGCGUUUUAACACCGUGGCUUCACAAAAGCGCGCCGGAGCGCCUUCCAGCCGGGGGCACAAAGGGGGACUCACGGGGGCCGCCGGCUGUGUGCGAUCCCCCGGCGGCGAUCCUGCCGCUCCCUCCUCCUCCUCCUCCCUUCAUCCUCUCCUCUCCAUCAUCAUCACGGUCACGCUCCUGUUAUACGUGUGGACACCACCUGACGGCCGCUCAGGAGAGCAACAUGCACUUCGAGAUUCUUACCUGGUCUGGCGGAGGAGACUGGUGCUACAGCAGCUACAAGCAGCAGCAGCAGGAGCAGUCCAGAAGGGCCCAGCUGGGAGAGGGUCCAGUACACAGGGCUGCUGCUACUUCUUCUCUCCAGAUAGUCCGUCCGUCCCUGAGGAAUGAGCUCCGAGAUGUUGACCAUCCAACACACAAACCCUCUCUCUGUGUGUGCGUGUGUGUGUGUAACACACUUUCAAGAACUGUGAAGAGCUGACUUACACAUCCCCUCUCAAGUUCAGCUGACAAUGCACAUCAGGGCAAACACCAAGCCACGAGGAAAAAGAACAGCCUGCAGAGCUCAGAGAUGGGAUUGUGCCGAGGCACAGAUUUGGGGAAGUGCUACAAAAAUGUACUCAAGAUGACGUUGGCCGGCUCCAUAUUUCUUCAAUGGAAGAAGUUUGGAAGGACCAAGAUUCUUGCUAGAGCCGGUAUCAUUUGAGUGGACGGCCUCCGCCCAGCGCAGGUCUCAGGAGACGUGAAAUUCAAUUAACCACGGGGGCAGAGGAAGAGGAGGGGGAGGAGGAGGAGGUGGUGGUGUGCACUGUUGAGGAGUUUCCCAGUCGUCAUGACGACCUCACACCCCACCAUCUCCAGAUCGGUCUUCCUGUUGCCACGGUGACCCAAUCCCGUUCCAUCUCCGCUCCUCUUAAUGAUCAGGAUAGGGCUGAUUAGGGAGAGCAACCCUGGAGCGCCGUCGCCCUUCCCUGAAAACCGCCGGUGGAUGGGACAGCGAUCACUCGCAGGGGCGAGGAUCUGAGGACAGGACGGUGCGACGUACUGGGAAUGCUGUGGGAGUAACGCCGGAGUGUUGCCUGGAAACAGCAGCAUGCCAGUACAGCAGAUAACUGUGGUGCCGGGCAGGGAGACAGCCAGCAAUGGCAAGAGUGCUCCUCGCUCCAAAGACAAAAACGAGGGAAGGAAAGCCCCUGGGCGCUCGGGGAGUCGAUCCAGCAACGUCUCCAAGGCCAGUAACUCUACUACAGGACAAACUACAGCCUCCAGGACAUCAAUCACCCCGUCUUCUCAGGACAUAUGCAGCUCCAACCAGUUGACGCGUUUAGAGGAGGAUGCUUCUGAAUCACUCAAACACAACGAGCACACGCACGCCUCCGAGAUGACCGUCACCAGUACAGCUCUGGGCUCGUCGGCGCAGGCCAAGAAGAAGUCGGUGAAGCGUCGCCACCGCCGCAAGAGGGGCAGCUGCAGCGCCUUCGACUGCGUGGAAACCAACGGCAAGCAGGAGCAGACAGACCGCAGCCUCAGCUCCGACCGCAGCGAGAGGGGGGAGAAGAGGGAGCGGUCCACUAAGAGCCGAAGGGAGCUCCCACCUCGGCUCCGCUGCACAGGUACCACGCAGUCCGGCUCCUCUUCUGAGGACGAGGUGUGGCGCGAGGCCCGCAGCUGGAGCAAAGAGAAAGCCCGAAGGGUGCGCCGCCGCAGCGGCAGCAGCCGCGAGAGGGAUGGGGCGAACAGGGGUAAAGAAGGCGAAGAAGACAAAGCAGAUGUCAUGGAGCUGCAGUCGGUGGGCUCCGAUGAAGGGACGGAGAACCAGCCUCUGGUGGAGGACGGCGGAGGCCUCAAGAGGCGAACCAGCAGCCGGAGCUCGCUGAAGAGAGAGGGCCACGUUUCACAGAGGGAAGGCUCACAAAGCAGGGAGAAGGACGGGAGCGACAAAUCACACAGCCAGGGAGGCAGCUCCUCACCGGAGGAGGACGGCGAAGAGCUCAUCACCAAGAGAUACCAAGAAAAGGGGUCAGGGGGCGGAGACAUGUCGGUGCCCACGCCACAGAAACACCUCGGCGUGAACGGAGGCAUGACGCGGCUCUGCUCUGAUGACUCGGAGUCGGAGGUCUGCAGGAUCUGCCACUGCGAGGGCGAUGACGAGUGCCCGCUGAUCACGCCGUGUCACUGCACAGGGAGCCUGAGUUUUGUCCACCAGGCUUGUCUCAACCAGUGGAUCAAAUCCUCCGACACUCGCUGCUGUGAACUCUGCAAGUUUGACUUCAUCAUGGAGACGCAGCUGAAACCUCUAUGCAAUUGGGAGCAACUACACAUGACGAAGGGUGAGAGGAGAAAGAUCCUCUGUUCAGUGUUGUUUCACCUGAUAGCGAUAGCGUGUAUGUUGUGGUCAGUCUACAUUCUGGUGAAGAGAACCGCUGAGGAGAUACGCCUUGGGAAGAACGAGGAGUUAUGGAGAGUUACUCUCCUGAAGUACUAUACGCCACAGGGUGUGCUGGAGUGGCCCUUCUGGACCAAGCUGAUCGUGGUGGCCAUAGGCUUCACGGGUGGCCUCAUCUUCAUGUACAUCCAGUGUAAAGUGUACCUGCAGCUGUGGCGCCGCCUCAAGGCCUUCAACCGCAUCAUCACCGUGCAGAACUGCCCCGAGAAAGGCCUGCACCGCUCGCAGGCCCGGGCCAACGGCAGGCUAGAAGCCGUGACGGUCCCAGUCCCGGCUCCACAGAUGGAUUCAGACAUGUCGGUGGAGGCUGCGGUGGCACCGGUCUGAGGGUGUGUGGGCAGGAAGAGAGUCCUGAAUCACACCGUGCUCCUACAACAGCACAAUUCCGGUGAUCGAGGUGUGACUCAGACUCGUACAGCGCGGCGAUGUUCACAGCUCCUGUGGUUACAGAUCUUUUGAGAAUCCACGCAGGUUUUAUUAAAAAGGAGCAGAUCCUGUUUUUCAGUAAACGCAAAAGACCGAACGGCUGCUUUAAAGUGAGUGUGUUCGCGGGGCUGCACAGAAAAGGGGAAGUGAGAUGUAAAGGAAAAUUAAGCCAUCAGCAAGGAAAGUGAGUAAAGGACUUGACACAAUUUUAUUCCUGUGUACACUUUUCAAUAACUGCACUGACUUGGUUUUAAGGUGUAAACACCUUGUAGAUGCUACUAACCAACGGUCUCGGUAUGCUUCAAACAAAUGAGUGAGUCUGCAGGAACACGUGUCUGGAGCCGUGCUGAAGGAAAGCCUGCUGUCAGAGAGAGGCGGGACACGGAAUCGUUCAAAUGCACAAAGCAGAGCUAUAAGAAAUAAUUUCAAACUCCUCCUCUGUCACAUCUGCCGAAUCUUGUCUGCGUUCGCAGGUUUGCUGGGGAAGACGUGUGUGCUGCAGUAACCGACUGACCCUCGUGUCACAUGGGCACAUAAAGUGUUGACCUUAAAUUAAAAUGAUCUGAUGCAGCCGCAGCCCAGGUCGCUUCAUAUCCGAGGUCUUAGUUUGAAGCAUACCGAGGUCUUCUCUCCCUUCGGACAAUCGGGUCGUCACACACACACCAAAGAGUCGGAUAAUAAUAAAUAGAGAAAGUAUUUAAAAAAUUAUCUUUAGCUCACUCUUGAUAUCUAAAAAUGUAAUGUUUUGAAAAGUUAUUUGCCAUCAAGGGAAAGUUAUGAGUAUUUCUUAAAAAUAGCAAAUCUCAAGUAGCCCAGUUGUUUGUGACGUUUUCUUCUGACAGUUUGCAGCUUCACGCGGUCCUGCUCGGCGACGUCUUUCAUUCAUACACAACUCAAGCUAUUCACGGUUGCCACUUGUUAAUGUUCGACUCUGGGUUUCAACAGUGUAUGUCUCAGUUUGAGCUGACACUGCGAGUAACAGAUGGACGCGUCAGUCCACUAAAGGCAAUUAUUGUUUACACUCGUCCACUUUUCUACAGGUUAAAUUUGGUUUUUUACCAGUGUCACUGUCAAGUCACGGAGAACACAAUGUUCUCUAUGUAUCAACCACAACAGUCGAGCAUUCAAAAUCUUUGUCAAAACAACUUUGUUUUUUUUAUUAUCUCUGACUGGAUAAAAUGGAUUGUUCAGGUAACAUGAUGCAUAUUUGUUUAUGUAAUAAACAAUGAAUGUAGAACCCCU